CACCCACUCACCCACCACGCAAUUCCCCUCCCCUCUCCAGGUCUCCUCCCGAAACCCCCAAUUCGAAAAUCGAUUUGGGGAUUUCGGCGUCCCAGAUCCGCUCCUCCGGCCGGUUCGCUCGGCCGCACGUCCGAUCCGCGUCCGCGGCCGCCGUCGGAGCUGCUGACCGGCCCGCGGCUCGAUUCGUCCGGGGGAUUUGUUGCGGGGGCUCUCGCUUGCUCCCGAUGGCGUCGUCCCCGGUCUCCUACUGGUGCUACCACUGCAGCCGCUUCGUGCGGGUCUCCCCGGCCACCGUCGUCUGCCCCGACUGCGACGGCGGCUUCCUCGAGCAGUUCCCGCAGCCUCCGCCGCCGCGCGGCGGCGGCGGCAGCGGCCGGCGCGGGGCCAUGAACCCGGUGAUCGUGCUGCGGGGCGGCUCGCUCUCCGGCUUCGAGCUCUACUACGAGGACGGCUCCGGCGACGGGCUGCGGCCGCUGCCCGGCGACGUCUCGCACCUCCUCAUGGGGUCGGGGUUCCACCGCCUGCUCGACCAGUUCUCGAGGCUGGAGGCUGCCGCGCCGCGCCCGCCGGCGUCCAAGGCCGCGGUGGAGUCGAUGCCGUCCGUGACGGUCGCCGGGGGAGGCGGGGCCCACUGCGCGGUGUGCCAGGAGGCCUUCGAGCCCGGCGCCGCGGCUCGGGAGAUGCCGUGCAAGCACGUCUACCACCAGGACUGCAUCCUCCCCUGGCUCUCCCUCCGCAACUCCUGCCCCAUCUGCCGCAGCGAGCUUCCGGCGGCAGCCGUGCCUGAGGCGGAGGCGGAUGCCGGGCUCACCAUCUGGCGACUCCCCCGCGGCGGAUUCGCCGUUGGAAGGUUCGCCGGCGGGCCCAGAGAGCAACUGCCGGUUGUCUACACGGAGCUGGAUGGUGGUUUCAGCAACGGCGUCGGGCCGAGGCGGGUGACAUGGCCAGAAGGAGAAGGGCAGGUGGACGGCGGCGAAGGUCGGAUUCGCCGUGUAUUUAGGAACCUGUUUGGGUGCUUUGGCCGGGGCGGCCGGCCUGAGAGUUCCUCGCAGUCCCGUAGUGGCUGAGCAAUGUUCUUCCUGGUAACUCACUUUCAAUUGAUGAUAGUGGUGAAUAAGUAGGAGUUAGUAUAAGGAGGAAACCCCAGGUGGUGAGUUAUUGGUUAGUUUGAUGUAAAUGAAGGGCUUGCAUUCCCCACCUUUUGUCUCGUUUUAAGAAUUCAGAGUUGGCCAUGAGCAAACUACUCAGAAAUGAAAUUUGAUAGCAAAUCAGGAAGAACAAGCCCAAGCCUUUAAGAAUGGGAGAGCAGUGAAUUAUGGGGGAAAUCAGUCACUGGCAAUAUUCUAGGCAAAGAGAACAAUUGGUGUUCUCACUUCUGUAUUGUUUGUGCAUAUACUGGAUUCGUUAAGAUAAAUUUCGAUUUUGCAUUA
This is a messenger RNA of Aegilops tauschii subsp. strangulata, 1430 nucleotides long. Its product is annotated as E3 ubiquitin-protein ligase RDUF2. Gene Ontology annotation, molecular function: ubiquitin protein ligase activity. The record is from RefSeq and is a predicted model, not a curated record. Lineage: Eukaryota; Viridiplantae; Streptophyta; Magnoliopsida; Poales; Poaceae. Gene Ontology annotation, biological process: protein ubiquitination. Gene Ontology annotation, cellular component: cytoplasm.